AUGAGCGACUUGGAUAAGGCUAUUGCACAGCUGCGGGAAUGUCGGCCAAUACCAGAAUCACAGGUCAGGGAAUUAUGCUAUAAAGCGCGAGAGCUGUUGGUGGAGGAGGGAAAUGUUGUAACAGUCACAGCACCUGUAACGAUAUGUGGCGAUAUCCACGGCCAAUUUCACGAUCUCAUGGAGCUCUUCCGAGUUGGCGGCGACGUCCCGGACACAAACUACCUCUUUAUGGGCGACUUUGUCGACCGUGGUUUCUACAGUCUCGAAUCAUUCUUGCUUCUCCUCUGCCUCAAGGUCCGCUACCCAGACCGCAUGACGCUCAUCCGUGGAAACCACGAGUCGCGCCAGAUCACCACUGUAUACGGCUUUUACGAUGAAUGUCUGCGCAAAUACGGUUCCGCAAAUGUGUGGCGCUACUGCUGCGACGUCUUCGACUACCUUGCCUUGGGUGCGAUCGUCCUCAACGCCUCCGCCACCUUGCAGCCUAACGACAAGAUCCCCAUCCGCCCACAAGCCCCAGAAAUAACCAACACCGAGGACUAUGAUGAGGCAGACAUCGAGAUCGAAGUCCUCAACUCAGAGGGCGGCAUCCUCCACCGCUUCCCCCGCAAGGGAAGCAAACGAAACGACGUUCUUGUGCGCACUCCUCCUGCCUCCACUACGCCAACCAAGACCGGCCCUCCCGGCUCCGGCGCCUCAGCCCACAGCAAUGGCACCUCCGGUAACAACUCCACCGCCGUAUUCUGCGUGCAUGGUGGGCUCAGCCCCCUCGCCGAAACUCUCGACAAGAUCCGCCUCAUCGACCGCAAGCAGGAAGUUCCACACGAGGGCUCCAUGUGCGAUCUUCUGUGGUCCGACCCGGAGGACAUCCAGGGCUGGGGUCUCUCGCCUCGCGGGGCCGGUUUCCUCUUCGGCGCCAGCACGGUGCAGAACUUCAACCACGCGAAUAACAUCUCGAUGAUUGCCCGCGCGCAUCAGCUUGUUAUGGAGGGCUUCAAGGAGAUGUUCGACAACACCAUCGUCACGGUCUGGUCCGCCCCGAACUACUGCUACCGCUGCGGGAAUGUGGCGGCUAUUAUGGAGCUCGGUGAGGAUGGUGGCGGCGGGGACGGCGUGCUGGCGAGGAGUAACGGCGAGGUUGGCCGCAGUGCCGCCCUGCAGCAGGGUGUUCUGGAUGAGAACGCCGUGAGCCUCAACCAGGGGCCGGCGAGGCGAUACCGAGUAUUUCAAGCCGCUCCGCAAGAUUCCCGAGGCAUGCCGGCUAAAAAACCUCAAAUUGAAUAUUUCUUGUAGUGUAAUAGCACCUAGAUAAUGAACUAAUGAAUACAAAUAAGAAGCUAUUGCCAUCUUCAAAACAUCCCAGCAACCCUCAAAUAGACAUUGUCGAUUCGUACUUGCUCGAGCAUCCCAUAGCAAAUCCUUCUUCGUAAUUAUGCAACCUCAUAAACCUCGUAACUAGACACCGUCUAUUCGCACUUGUUCCAUCAUUCCAUAGCAAAUCUAGUCUCAUAAUCAUAUAAUCAUGUAACCUCAUAAAUGGACACCGUCAGUCCGGACUUCUCAGAGAAUCAUGCCACCUCAUCAGCCUCGUAAUCAUCCUCGUUCCCAUCCACGUCCCCAUCCUCAUCCCCAUCCUCAUCCUUUAUCUUUCUAGUCCUCGUCUUCUCUAUAUUCUACAACCACUCGGUGUUGGGGUUUUCCAACCUUACAAGCACUGGCAUAAGAUAGCUGUUCAAGAGGCUAUAAGAGUCUAGACCUUGAAUAUAACAUUCCUUCCUUCCUUCGCGAUUUACCAAAGAUUAGAGAGAAUAUGUUCAAGCAUAGAACUAUUAUUCAUGCAUUUGAGUGCAGGAGUAUGGUAGGACUCCACUUCCCCUACGUGCUCUAGGCGUUCCUAUAGUUGACAGAUUUGCUCGCCUGUUUCCCUUAACUUGAGUGUAAUGGUGGGUGCACCAGAUAUGAGAAUCUAGCCACACCCAAGGAAGGGAUGAAUUUACUAAGACAACACACUGUCUUAGGAAACAGAGCCAAAGGGUUGUAGC
This is a messenger RNA of Pseudogymnoascus destructans, 2042 nucleotides long. RefSeq lists its product as uncharacterized. Gene Ontology annotation, biological process: peptidyl-serine dephosphorylation; double-strand break repair via homologous recombination. Lineage: Eukaryota; Fungi; Ascomycota; Leotiomycetes; Thelebolales; Thelebolaceae. Gene Ontology annotation, cellular component: nucleus; cytoplasm. Bases 1 to 1293 code for a protein of 430 amino acids. The transcript is spliced from 3 exons. The record is from RefSeq and is a predicted model, not a curated record. Gene Ontology annotation, molecular function: protein serine/threonine phosphatase activity.